GCCCGAUUUGAAUCUGGAGCAGUGAUUCUCAACCCAGCUAUAGAUUUGGGGGAUGUCCCUCAUGUCCGUAUUUUUUCACUGCAAUUUCUCACGUUUUACCGCCCUGUAACCUCCCCAAUUCUUCUUUCUACGGGGCGGACAUUGUUGCUAAUGAUAAUCAAGCGUUUUUGCUACGAUCCAACCAAUUGCCAGUUCCCAGUAGUUGUCGCAAUCUUCUGAUUCAUGUGACUUGGUUUCUAGUUCUUCUGAGAGGAGUAGAGGAGUUAGUAUAUGGAGAACAUUCCCGUUGAGGUGGUGGGUAACAUACUACACUGGCUAGACUCUGCACGUGAUGUGGUGGUUGCAUCUGCGACCUGCCGGAAGUGGAGGGAGGCAUGGAGAAACCAUCUCCACUCUCUCAUUUUCUGCUCGAAUGACUGGCCUGUGUACCAUGAGUUCACAAGGAGUAGAUUAGAGAUCAUCAUAACCCAAACAAUUUUCCAGACCCAUGGACUGCGCGGCCUUUCGGUAAUAAUGGAAGAUGUGGGUGAGUUCUCUGCUGCCCCCGUCAUUGCUUGGUUGAUGUACACGCGGGAUACUCUACGUCAGUUGAAUUACAGUGUGAAAACCUCACCUAACAUUAACGUCUUGGAGAUCUGCGGGCGGGAGAAGCUGGAGGUUCUGGCACUCGGGCACAAUGUGAUUACUGGGGUGGAGCCCACUUACCGAAAGUUCAUUGCCUUGAGAGUUCUGACACUGGACUGCGUGAGUGUUUCAGCUUUGGAUUUGAGCCUCUUGGUGGCAGCAUGCCCAAAGAUAGAGGUUCUGAACCUGAUGAGCUUGGAUAUCGUCAUGUCAGAUCCGCAAGCGACAAUGGAGCUAAGCAGCAGGUCACUGAGGGAUGUUUACGUGGAGGAGCUCAACCUGGAAAAGGUGGUUAUGGAGGCUGAUAAUUUGGAGAAGUUGCACCUGAAGGACUGCACGCUUGAAGACUUUGAGCUGGUGGGCAAGGGGGGAAAGCUCAGGGUCCUCAAGAUUGAUGAUGUCAGCGUCAUACAUCUCGACAUUGGCGAAGCCAUAAAGAAUCUUGAGUGUGUCGAUGUGACCAAUUUCACCAUCACGUGGUCUAAGUUCCUCCACAUGAUAUCCAAGUCCAAGAGACUUAAGAAGCUCAGACUCUGGGGAGUGGUGUUGGAUGACGAUGACGAGGAGGUCAUCGGCCUCGAAGCCAUCUCCUCUUGUUUCCCCAGGCUGAGUCAACUCUCAUUGAGUUAUGAACUGAAAGAGUCCGCGAUUGAGUACGGGUUGGCAGGCUCCUUCAAGUUGAGCAAUGUUUUGGUUUUGGAGCUCGGGUGGACGGUCAUUAGCGACCUAUUCUCAGACUGGGUCGGUGGCCUUUUGGAGAAGUGUCCCUGCCUCAAGAAGUUGGUCAUACAUGGGGUCGUCUCAGAAACCAAAGGCCAACUAGAGUGUCAGACCUUGGCUAACUUUACAUCGUUUAUUGUGCGGCUUAUGAGGAAGUAUAUUGAUGUUGAGGUUCUCUUCGAGUAUGAUUAACAAGUACUAGAUGGUUUUGGCAAUACAACUCUCUCCUUUGUAGCUGCUCAUUCUUGGCUUUGUAUGUAAGGGUACAUUUUUGCUAUUGUCUCACUUCCUAAUUGUUUGUUAAACCAUCGGUUCACUCCCGUUCCCGGGUUUUGUUUCAUGAUGGAAUUAUAAUCAAGGAUGGUUAGAGAUGUAUUUCGAAAUGUCUCUGUUGCGUAUAAAUGUGUCAUUGCAGAAGAUAUUUUUAGUGAUUCAA
Messenger RNA from Cuscuta epithymum, 1780 nucleotides. Lineage: Eukaryota; Viridiplantae; Streptophyta; Magnoliopsida; Solanales; Convolvulaceae. The record is from the annotation of a GenBank genome assembly.